AUGUCAGAGAAAUUCCACUGUCGAGGAGAAAUUUCCAUCCUGCAGACAACCUGUCCAAAUAGUCCAUCCUGCAGACAACCUGUCCAAAUUAGUCCAUCCUGCAGACAACCUGUCCAAAUUAGUCCAUCCUGCAGACAACCUGUCCAAAUUAGUCCAUCUGCAGACACACUGUCCAAAUUAGUCCAUCCUGCAGACAACCUGUCCAAAUUAGUCCAUCCUGCAGACAACCUGUCCAAAUUAGUCCAUCCUGCAGACAACCUGUCCAAAUUAGUCCAUCCUGCAGACAACCUGUCCAAAUUAGUCCAUCCUGCAGACAACCUGUCCAAAUUAGUCCAUCCUGCAGACAACCUGUCCAAAUUAGUCCAUCCUGCAGACAACCUGUCCAAAUUAGUCCAUCCUGCAGACAACCUGUCCAAAUUAGUCCAUCCUGCAGACAACCUGUCCAAAUCCAUCCUGCAGACAACCUGUCCAAAUUAG
Messenger RNA from Penaeus vannamei (Pacific white shrimp), 477 nucleotides. Lineage: Eukaryota; Metazoa; Arthropoda; Malacostraca; Decapoda; Penaeidae. The record is from RefSeq and is a predicted model, not a curated record.